GGGGGGAUGAGCCCUGAGGGGCCGUGGGGUGCUUGUGAGGUGAGCAUUUCCAAGGCUGUGUGCUUGUGUGGUGGUGGGGGAACACGAUGACCUUCCCCUCCUUAGGAAGGCCUAAAAGGGAGAGGCAGCCCCCAGCUAGAUCCUCCCUAUGCUGAUGAUUUUCAGGGACUUGUUGGCAACUCAGCGAGGGUUGCCAUAGCUUUUUUAUGUAGGGUGACCAGAACCGGCUGAAACUGGUUUGAGGCAGAUCAGCUCCUGAACACAAUGCAGUCACUGAGCUACUACAGUGGGAUAGCAGCUUCCUCCCUUCAUGGCAGCCAAAAGCAGAGGAGCUUGCAGGAAGGUACCAUCCCAACACAGUAUGUGAAUGCACACUUAGACACCACACAGCACUGGUACGUGACUGAUGGAACCCUAAAAGAUCCUGUGUAGAGACGAAGGGGAAGAAAGGUGCAGGUUUGCAGGUCUGAGAUGACUUGGGCUUUUCCUGCCUUUUCUUUUGCUUAAGGGAUGGACAAGGAGCUGAGAGUUAUGACCCUCAUUAAAGAAAAAAAUGUGCCUUGCUAGGGUGGGGACACUUGGUUUGUGCAGUCUCUCGCUCUCUGUGUUCUUAACUAAACAAAACCAGUAUGAACUGAUGGAUUUGUAGUGGGAGUUUGUUGCUGGAGAAUGCUAGUUUGCAUGCCUCUUUUCUCUUGCAGGGUAUGUUCUGUUUUGUGCUUUUCCUUUUAGAAGCUACUAAAGGGUGUUGGGCUACUUCUGACUGUUAUGAAGGCCAAAAGGCCUGUUGACUGGGGCUGCUUUUUAACCCUUUCAUAUUUGCAGAGAAUGCAACCGUGUGACAGUAACUGAACACUGGUCCAAAGUCUUUCCAAAAGGUCAAGGUUCACAAGAACAUCUGAUCAAAUUCAUGACCAUGGGGGAUAUGAAGACCCCAGACUUUGAUGACCUCUUGGCAGCAUUUGACAUCCCAGAUAUGGUCGACCCCAAAGCAGCUAUUGAGUCUGGACACGAUGACCACGAGAGCCACAUCAAGCAGAAUGCUCACGGGGAUGACGACUCUCAUACCCCAUCAUCCUCAGACGUCGGCGUCAGUGUGAUUGUGAAGAACGUCCGGAACAUCGAUUCCUCUGAGGGUGUGGAAAAAGAUGGCCACAAUCCCACAGGCAAUGGCUUGCAUAAUGGGUUUCUCACGGCGUCCUCUCUGGACAGCUACAGUAAAGAUGGAGCAAAGUCCUUGAAAGGAGAUGCGCCUACCUCAGAGGUGACGCUAAAAGACUCAGCAUUCAGCCAGUUCAGCCCCAUCUCUAGUGCUGAAGAGUUUGAUGAUGAUGAGAAGAUAGAGGUGGACGACCCCCCUGAUAAGGAGGACGUCCGCUCAAGUUUCAGAUCAAAUGUGUUAACAGGGUCGGUUUCCCAGCAGGACUAUGAUAAACUAAAGGCACUUGGAGGGGAAAACUCAAGCAAAACUGGAAUCUCUACAUCAGGCAGUGUAGAUAAAAACAAAGUGAAGAGAGAAACAGAAACAAAUUCCAUAAAUCUGAGUGUUUAUGAACCUUUUAAAGUCAGAAAAGCAGAGGAUAAGUUGAAGGAGAACUCUGAAAAGGUGCUUGAAAACAGGGUCCUUGAUGGGAAGCUGAGCUCUGAGAAGAAUGACACCAGCCUUGCUGGGGUCACACCAUCCAAGUCAAAGUCGUCCUCCAAGCUCUCCUCCUGCAUAGCUGCCAUUGCAGCCCUGAGUGCUAAAAAGGCAGCUUCAGAUUCCUGCAAAGAGCCCGUGGCCAAUUCCAGAGAAGCCUCUCCCUUACCAAAGGAAGCAAACGACAGUCCGAGGGCUGCUGACAAGUCUCCUGAGGCCCAGAGCCUCAUCGAUGGUCCCAAAAAAGCCUCCUUAAAGCCACCAGAUAGUCCCAGGAGUGUCUCGAGUGAGAACAGCAGCAAAGGAUCCCCAUCCUCUCCUGCGGGAUCCACACCAGCAAUCCCGAAAGUCCGAAUCAAGACCAUCAAGACAUCUUCUGGGGAGAUCAAGAGAACCGUGACAAGAGUACUGCCGGAAGUGGAUCUUGACUCUGGGAAGAAGCCUUCUGAGCAGGCAGCGUCUGUGAUGGCCUCUGUGACAUCCCUUCUGUCAUCUCCAGCAUCUGCUGCUGUCCUCUCCUCUCCUCCCAGGGCACCUCUCCAGUCAGCCAUGGUUACUAAUGCAGUUUCCCCUGCAGAACUGACUCCCAAACAGGUCACCAUCAAGCCUGUGGCCACUGCUUUCCUCCCUGUGUCUGCUGUCAAGACAGCAGGGUCCCAGGUCAUCAAUUUGAAGCUCGCUAACAACACGACGGUGAAAGCCACAGUCAUAUCUGCUGCCUCUGUUCAGAGUGCAAGCAGCGCCAUAAUUAAAGCCGCCAACGCCAUCCAGCAGCAAACUGUUGUAGUGCCGGCAUCCAGCCUGGCCAAUGCCAAACUCGUGCCAAAGACUGUGCACCUUGCCAACCUUAACCUUCUGCCUCAGGGUGCCCAGGCCACUUCUGAACUCCGCCAAGUGCUAACCAAACCUCAGCAACAAAUAAAGCAGGCAAUAAUCAAUGCAGCGGCCUCACAACCACCCAAAAAGGUGUCUCGAGUCCAGGUGGUGUCGUCCUUGCAGAGUUCCGUGGUGGAAGCUUUCAACAAGGUGCUGAGCAGUGUCAAUCCAGUCCCAGUUUACAUCCCAAACCUCAGUCCUCCCGCCAAUGCAGGGAUCACGUUACCGACGCGUGGGUACAAGUGUUUGGAGUGUGGGGACUCCUUUGCGCUGGAAAAGAGCCUGACCCAGCACUACGACAGGCGUAGUGUGCGCAUCGAAGUAACGUGCAACCAUUGUACAAAGAACCUCGUUUUUUACAACAAAUGCAGCCUCCUUUCCCAUGCUCGUGGGCAUAAGGAAAAAGGAGUGGUAAUGCAAUGCUCCCACUUAAUUCUAAAGCCAGUCCCAGCAGAUCAAAUGAUAGUUUCUCCGACUAGCAAUACUUCCAGUUCAUCUUCCACUCUGCAGAGCUCUGUGGGAGCCAGCACACACACUGUAACAAAGAUCCAAUCUGGCAUAACUGGGACGGUCAUAUCCGCUCCUUCAAGCACACCCAUCACCCCAGCUAUGCCCCUAGAUGAAGACCCCUCCAAACUCUGUAGACACAGUCUUAAAUGUUUGGAGUGUAACGAAGUCUUCCAGGAUGAGACAUCGCUGGCUACACAUUUCCAGCAGGCUGCAGAUACGAGUGGACAAAAGACUUGCACUAUCUGCCAGAUGCUGCUUCCUAACCAGUGCAGUUAUGCUUCACACCAGAGAAUCCAUCAGCACAAAUCUCCCUACACCUGCCCCGAGUGUGGGGCCAUCUGCAGGUCGGUGCACUUCCAGACCCACGUCACCAAGAACUGUCUGCACUACACACGGAGAGUUGGUUUUCGAUGUGUACACUGCAAUGUUGUGUACUCCGAUGUGGCUGCACUCAAGUCUCACAUUCAAGGCUCUCACUGUGAAGUCUUCUACAAGUGCCCUAUCUGUCCAAUGGCGUUUAAGUCUGCCCCAAGUACACAUUCCCACGCCUACACACAGCAUCCUGGCAUCAAGAUAGGAGAACCGAAAAUAAUCUAUAAGUGUUCCAUGUGCGACACUGUGUUCACCCUGCAAACCUUGCUGUAUCGCCACUUUGACCAGCACAUUGAAAACCAGAAGGUGUCUGUUUUCAAGUGUCCAGACUGUUCUCUUUUAUAUGCACAGAAGCAACUUAUGAUGGACCAUAUCAAGUCUAUGCAUGGAACACUGAAAAGUAUUGAAGGACCUCCAAACUUGGGUAUAAACUUGCCUUUGACCAUUAAGCCUGCAACUCAAAAUUCAUCAAACCAUAGCAAAGAGGAUGCUAAGUCCACGAAUGGGAAAGAGAAACCGGAAAAGAAGUCUCCAUCUCCUGCAAAGAAGUCCACAGAAUCGAAGAAGUCAGUGAGUCUCGGGUGGACGUGUUGGGAGUGUGACCGCCUGUUCACGCAGAGGGAAGUGUACAUCUCCCAUGUGAGGAAGGAACACGGGAAGUGUCCCUGGUCUUUCUGUUAUCCUCAAGGAAGGUGCCUCACAGUUGAGGAUCACAUGAUCCUGGUAGAGAUGGUGUCAAUCCAACUCUGGUUCUGUAGAGCCAGACUCUCACCAUGUAACGAGCAAAUGAAGAAGCACCCUUGCCGCCAGUGUGACAAGUCCUUCAGCUCCUCGCACAGCCUGUGCCGUCAUAAUCGGAUCAAGCACAAAGGCAUCAGGAAAGUCUACACCUGCUCGCACUGCCCAGACUCCCGGCGGACCUUCACCAAGCGGCUGAUGCUAGAGAAGCACAUCCAGCUGAUGCAUGGGAUCAAGGAUCCUGAUGUGAAAGAGAUGACUGAAGCUACCAAUGAGGAGGAGGCAGAAGUAAAGGAAGAUACCAAGGUUCCCAGUCCCAAGCGCAAGUUGGAAGAACCAGUUCUAGAGUUCCGGCCUCCCAGAGGAGCCAUCACUCAGCCACUGAAAAAGCUGAAGAUCAACGUCUUCAAGGUUCACAAGUGUGCAGUGUGCGGGUUCACCACUGAAAACCUGCUGCAGUUCCACGAACACAUUCCUCAGCACAAGUCGGACGGCUCCUCGUACCAGUGCCGGGAGUGCGGCCUGUGCUACACGUCCCACGUCUCCCUGUCCAGGCACCUCUUCAUCGUGCACAAGUUGAAGGAACCUCAGCCCGUGUCCACGCAGAACGGGGCCGGGGAAGACAGCCAACAGGAGAACAAACCCAGCCCCGAGGACGAGGCUGCCGACAGCGCAGCGUCAGACAGAAAGUGCAAAGUGUGCGCCAAGACUUUUGAGACGGAAGCUGCCUUAAACACUCACAUGCGGACACACGGCAUGGCCUUCAUUAAAUCCAAAAGAAUGAGCUCAGCUGAGAAAUAGCCACGGACAUCCCAUCAGGAAAAUCCCCGUCCACACUGAAGUAAAAAUAAGACGUUUUUGUUAUAAAAAGUUUGCAGUAUAACAGAGUUAACAGUACUGUCUAGGCUGUUGCAAUGUACUCCCUUUCAUGUCCCCUCCUCACCUCCUCAGAUGUAUCCCAUAAGUAUUAAGACACUAUUUGAGUUUAAAAGAGUUUGUACAUAUUUAAAAUGAUAACUUUUUAUACUCUUUGUUACAUGUUUGUAUCAGUAUUUAGUGGAAAACGUUUUUUGUGUUUUUUUGGGUUAGAGUUUUUCUUUUUGUACUGUUUCUUUAAAACAGAGUUCUUAGUGACAGGGACAGUUCCUGAAUUCACACAAACCGUUUUGUAUGUUACAGAUUUGAAUGGGUUAACUAAUUACAGGCUAACAUAAUGCCUUUUUUAGUGUUUUUAAUUUUUAGAAUUCACUACAUAAAUUGUAGGUGAUUGUGGGUCUCACAACACUAGAAACUUUUAAGUGUCUUAGCACCACCCUCAGCGUGCCUGCUUCAGGAGCCAGGGCACGACUGGGACCCUGCACUUCGGUGUGGGCCUGGCUUCAGGUCAGGCCAUGCCGAGUGAUGGUUAAAGCAGCCUUGCAGGUCCCUUCUGUCCCCAGAGUUGGGAAUCCGGUAAGGAAUGUGGAUUUCCUUAAUUCCAUCUUCAGGAAUGGGGAAGGGACUUGCCGAGGGGGAAAAGCAGGGCUGGUGGUUUUCUCGGCAGAUUUGCAAGACUGACUUAAGAGCACAAGGAGAUAAAGCUAGGAAAGGGCUGGACUACUGUAAAUGUUACGAAUCUCUAGUUACCUGUAGCUGCCUAGUCAGGUUCUUGUCAUGUAACUUAUUAACUCUUACAAAGACACAACUAAGAAUAUCAAGUAUUUCUCUGGCUCUUGACAGGAAAAAAAAAACAAAAAAACAGUCCCAGUUGACUUAACCCUUUGCCGUCUACACAGUUGGCAUUUCCUGUUACGGGUGCUAUUGCCAAACAUCCUGUACUUAGAUUUGGGAUGCACAACCUACCAAUGCAGCAGCCUGCAUUCUGCAAUUGGCCAUCAGAGGAAACACCAAGCCACUGGCUUUCAUUCAGUCAUUUCAGUAGUGUUGCUCCCGCCCACGCUUCUGCUUAGCCAAGUACUGCAGGGGUGUUCUGUCCUUUCAUUUAUAGUUCUCUGGGGGGAGUUACUUUUUUUUUUUUGGUUUUUGUUUUGUGUUUUCUUUUGCAUUUUAUAUCUUGUACUUAUCCCUGAACAUGUUUUGUACUUUUUUUUUCUAAGAAGAGAAAUUCUUUUGUGUAUAUGUAGAUACUUGCAUGAUAGGCUGUAGUCAAUGUUCAGUUCCUUGAGAGGUCUUGCUGCUGUCAGGUGUAUGCACCAUCCAUCAUGACUGUAUUAAACACAUUUCACAUGUAAAUAAAGCCCUUGUGCUUCUGUGAGAGAGUUAUUGAUGAUGGGUCUGACUUCUUUGUGGAGUUUAAGAAGUGAUGGAUUGCCAGAACAAGCUACAGAAUAUUGCAGAAUUCUUCCACUCACAAGAAUGGCAUGUCCGUUCCCAUCCAUAACCAGCUCUUCUGUCACUUUCUUGUUGGCCCCAUCAUACAUCGGUACAAUCCAAGGGCGUUGAUCAAGUAUUCCUCAACUUGAAAUUCAAUUGCUGUUACUUGUUAUAUUGUAUUGCUCUGAGUUGUAUUCAUGGCACUUUCAUGUGUUUCUGCAUUUGAACCUUGCAAUAAACCUGGCCACACAGGUCUGUACAGCCUAGUUUUACAGUUGAGGAAGCUGAGCUCCGAUUAAGUUCUUUGCCUAAGCCCUCGUACCUGGUAAGUGGCUUUGUGUAUUAGAACCCAAAUAUUUUGCUCUAAAUCUAGUGCUCGCUCUUUGUGGUUAUGUACAUAUUGACAAAUAUUCAUUUAUUCAACGAAUAAAAAGUAUGUGUAAAAUCUGAUGUAAGAGCUUUUGUUUUUGGCACUGUAACUUCUGUCAGAUAACCUCAAAGUCUUUCUACUUUUAAAUACUCAGCAAUGCCUGAUAAUAUGGAGUUAACAUCUGUUAAACGCUUGAUUGAAGGUAUAAGAAAGGUUUUUUAAAUGCCCAGAGGUCCAACAUGAAGCAACUAAAACCCAGACUGGAGGGAGACCUGGAUGGUCAGCUCUUCUGAAGACAGGAUUGGUGAACUAGAAGACAGAUCUUGGGGAAGAUUAUCUGGGAUACAGCACAGCGGUUCAAGGAGGCGGAAUCUAUGAAAUAGAAGUCAGAAAGGAUAAAAUGAGAUCCAACUUAGGUUUAACACAAGUUCCAGAAAGAGGGAAUACAAAGCAAUGGGAAAGGUUUCUGUGGGAAAUUCUUAGCCAUUAAGGAAAGCCAUGAAUACUUGGGGCUAACAUAGACAAAGCUGAGCAAGAAUCCAUGUGUUAGGCUUACACUCUGCCUAUCCUUCACUAAUGGUAUACACUAGGGGUGG
Messenger RNA from Castor canadensis (American beaver), 7414 nucleotides. Lineage: Eukaryota; Metazoa; Chordata; Mammalia; Rodentia; Castoridae. The record is from RefSeq and is a predicted model, not a curated record.